Molecule: messenger RNA, 3118 nt
Organism: Ooceraea biroi (clonal raider ant)
Lineage: Eukaryota; Metazoa; Arthropoda; Insecta; Hymenoptera; Formicidae
Product: mitochondrial folate transporter/carrier
Biological process (GO): nucleotide transport; transmembrane transport
Source: RefSeq, a predicted model, not a curated record
AGCUGCCCGGUCGGACAGUAUGGCGGUGUUCGGUGUACGUGGUGCUGUGCGUUUCGUCGUUGCAUAAUCGGCAGCCAGCGGCGAACGGAUCCGGGGGCGACCGUGCGGACGGGAACAAGCACGAGAACAGCCGACAGGAAGACAGAGAGCAUCGCGAGGGACGCCCUGCAUCGCGGCGGAACAAGGAUCGGAUAAAGUGCAGCAUCUACGACAGCCCAACGACAGUGCCUGCCGCCGAUCAAGAGAUAUGCCGCAGAGUGGAGGCGCACGUUGCUAACGGCGGCAAGAAUGCGGAAUUGGUCACCGGUUACGGAUCGGUAACGAACGGCGAGCGACACGGCAGCGUACCGCAGAACAUGUCGGCGAUCAAGGGUAGCGGAUCACCGGGGGCGGCGCGCAAUGUCCUCAGCAACUUCAAGUACGAGUACUUCGUCGCGGGGAUCUCCGGCGGCGUCGUCUCGACCCUGAUGCUGCACCCGCUGGACCUCAUCAAGAUUCGAUUUGCAGUGAACGAUGGUCAUACAAACACAGCACCACGGUACAACGGUCUCAAGAAUGCUCUCGCCCAGAUCGUUAAAACAGAGGGAUUGCGUGGGCUUUAUAGGGGUGUGACGCCAAACGUCCUAGGAUCAGGCAGUUCCUGGGGUUUUUAUUUCUUUUUAAAAUUGAUUUGCAGCUACAACACAAUAAAGACUUCGAUCCAAGGUGGCAAUUCGAAGAAACCGCUUGGACCAUCCAUGCACAUGUUCGCCGCUGCAGAUGCCGGAGUGCUCACCUUGCUCAUGACCAAUCCGAUCUGGGUGGUGAAAACGCGACUGUGCCUGCAAUAUGCCGAUGACGUGAAUAUGGCGGAGUCGAAGAAGUACCGUGGGAUGACGGACGCUUUGAAGAAGAUUUACAAGACGGAGGGCAUUAGAGGCUUAUACAAGGGUUUAGUUCCUGGAUUGUUUGGGGUGUCACACGGCGCGAUACAGUUCAUGGCGUACGAGGAGAUGAAGAACAAGUACUACAAUUAUCUAAACGUACCCAUCGACACCAAACUGAGUACAACCGAGUAUAUCAUCUUCGCAGCGAUGUCGAAGCUGAUCGCCGCAGCGUCGACGUAUCCCUACCAAGUGGUGAGGGCUCGGUUGCAGGAUCAUCAUCACGACUAUCGCGGUACCUGGCACUGCGUCCAAUGUACAUGGAGGUCAGAAGGACUUAGGGGUUUCUAUAAGGGCUUAUCACCAUACCUUUUACAUGUUACACCAAACAUAUGUCUGAUUAUCCUUAUUUACGAGCAUUUUACUAACGGUAGAUAAUCUGCGUCGGCACAUUUCAUUGCUGCGGAUGUAAGAAGAUUUUUCUUAGGCAAUUUUAUUUCUCCGUCAUGUAUAUAAAUAUAAAUGUAACGAUGUCCCCGAUUUACCAAACCUCACGAUACUAGCCGCCCGCGGGCGGCCACGUGCUUUUUCGGGUGAUGUGAGGGCACUCAAUUAUUUCAAGAUAGAGUUACGAUGCAGGGAGAGAAGAUUUUCGUUAUCUCGAAAGAAAGUCCCUUUCGUGGAAUCAUUUUUGUCGGAACAUGUUUAGUUGAACAUUUUUUCCGAACUCCGUAUAACUAAGCAUUAGCACUAAUUUUUAUCCUAUUUUGUCGUUAGGUAGUUAAGUAAUAUGUUUUAGCUUUCUUUCUGGUAUUUCACUCGAUAAUUCUCUCGAUAUUUUUUCUAUUACUCGUAUACCGAUUAAUUUAUAUCAGAUUUGUUGAGAAUAAUACGGUAAUGAAAAAAGGAACUCGCUCGACCUAAGGAAAUAAUUUAAAUAAGGUUGAUAUUCGUCGUUACCGUAUUAAAUUCUCGCAUUGCGAUGCGACGUAAAUGCAAGGAGUGGAAAGUCUGAAGCGGGAAUGAUAAAACGGAGAAUAUGCGUAGAAUGUGCGUGUUUUAUUUAUUUCAAUCUCUCAUCUCCUUUUUUUUUCUUUCAUAUUCAAGUUAACUUGAGAGACUGCAAUAGCGUAGAAAGUUACGAACGACGUUAGCUUAAUUAACUCCAAUUAAUUUAUAAAUGUGGAGCUUUAAUUGAUAUAAAUUCAUAGUCGAAUAUUGAUUGACGUAUUUUAUGCCUGGGGAAAAUUUUAUUACGAUACACGAAACUAUUUUAACACGAAACGUCUUCUAAUUAUGUAAGGUACGACGUUGCGACGAGUGAACGUAUGAUCAUGGAGUCAUCUUACGUUCACCGUGUCGCGUGAGAUACUCGAACGUCAACUAAACUGGUUUUAGUUGAACGUGCGUAGCUACAGACGUGCUUGGUUAUAUGUGUAUAUGUAUGUAUACGUGACAAGAAGUGGAAGGAGGAUAAUUAAUCUAAUUAAAUGAAAUGCUCUGUGCAAAUAUAAGAGCUGCAUAGGAAGGAACGUGAUGACCCCGCGCGACGGGCGUUUUGCAAUCUCGAAUAUACACGAAUUCAAUAACCAAGUAUUCACGUAACUAAUACGACGUAACGUAAAAAAAUACAUGUAUGUCUGUUUAUAAUGUUCGAAGUAUUUUUGAUGCAUAAUGAUGCGACGAACACACACACACGUAAACUGAUAACUCGCUGUGUUCCUGCUCGACGAGUUCUCGGCGAGUUCUGGUGCGGACUUUCUCAUCAAGCAUCGCCUGGUUCAGGCGAUCUGAUGAGUUGAGUCUUAGCAAAUGUAGUAGCGCAAGAAAAUUUGCUGAAUGUACUUUAUGUUUUAUUUUUUAUUAAGUGAAAAAACCGGCUCUGUCAUCUCUCUGUAAUGAUUACUUACCUCGCCCUAAUUAGGCAGAGUAUUUGAUAGAGUCCGUGAUAGGGGACGUGAUAGUGACGAAGUUUUGCAAGGAUCGUUGUAGAGUCUGGCACUCGGAAACUACGCUAGAUAGCAAUAACAUUUUAAUGUCAUUGCAAUCUGUAAAUAGUAGGAUGAAUUAUUAUUUAUAUCAAUUUCUUUUUAGCGAUAAAAGAUAGUAAGAGCCCGUUUCUUCGAUGAGAAGGAUUAACGGGCCUUGCGAAGGAAUAUAUACUUAAAGCAACAACACUGUGACGAUGUUAAUAAAUUCACACACAUAUCGAAAAGUGUAUGUCAUUAAAAUUAGCUAUUAGACUGUUUCAGAUC